UGUUGAUUUGAAUGUCGUCAUCAUCGCCUGUAUCCGGCUGUGGGAGUUCAUCCAUGCGGUUGACCGCCAGGGGCUUCCUAGAGAAGCAGGGAGAUGACUUUAGAGGGACCUCCUCAGUGUCGGACGAAGGCCCACAGUGUAAUGUAAGGACAGCUACACCAGCCGCGAAGAGACCGAACAAUCAAGGGGCACUGCGGCCUCAUGGUACGAGUUCUCUGGGUUCCGGUGAUAGCAGCGGCGCUUGGAGGAGUACUAUCGAGGACAGAUUCGGCGAUAUGGUGGAGUCAGACUAUGACGAUGAAUCCGACGAUGGAAGCGUGUCUUCCAGUUCAUACGCUGACUCUUCGGAUGUCGAUGAACUGAGUAGCCUCAGAGACGAGCUACGUGUCGGCCUCUCAGUGAAGCGACUAGAGACUCAACUGAAGGCCCUCAGGGUGAGUCAGACCCCUUCGUCGGGCAGUACUAGUUUUAAUAAAAUACCCAGCCUGAAUAUCGCUGGUGCUGGUGCUGGCCUUGGAUAUGCUACUGGUCAGGCGAUGAGACUCAGCGACUUACACUUCUGUACCUUCUUGGUUGACCCUCUGCCGGACCGCGCUACCAUUCUUUUGGCUAGUCUCGAGAUGUGCUCAGCUCUGCGAUGCAAGCACUCCGAAAUUACUAAUUAUCCUUUUGCGAAGCUCCAUAGGCGACGGUUGGACCACGAAAUCAUACGUAAAUUCGUAUUGAAGUGCCGCAGCCGGCAGAAGUAUCUGGAAAUGUCCGACUCGAGUACGAAUCCCAGCGGCGACACUAGCAUCACUUUAGUAACUGAGGUCAACCGCUUCGAUGAUCCUUCUCAAACGCUGGAGGUCCUUUUGCAUGGUGUGGCUCUGCCUAUGUCCGAGCGACUUUAUCUCCUUUUCUUCGCGGCUGAUCUGUCACAAGCAGCCCCGCCAUUGAGGAGGAGAUUGGAGGUCCUUCGUGUGGAUGCUCCGGGGGAUGGAGGGGACUCGGAGGAGCUCACCCGGCAGCGAGAAGUUGUCACUAUGGUGGUUAGUCAGUUGAUCAACCGUUUGCAAGAGGAGGGGUUUGCUGAGGCGCAGCUACUGCAGGUUAUCCAAUAGCGAGGUCUAUUGGGAAGUUUGCCACUGUAUUAUUAUUCGUCCCAUCCACCUCCAUGUUUGUCGC
Messenger RNA from Perkinsus marinus ATCC 50983, 1167 nucleotides. RefSeq lists its product as hypothetical. Lineage: Eukaryota; Perkinsozoa; Perkinsida; Perkinsidae. The record is from RefSeq and is a predicted model, not a curated record. The coding region runs from base 12 to 1103 and encodes 363 amino acids. The transcript is spliced from 11 exons.